UUGUAGAUAAUAUUAGUAAAGUAGCUUGGAGAGUAAAUAAUAAGGUUUUGAAUAUAAUAAUGUAAGUAUGGGAAUAAGGUGGAGGGAUAGCAGAGAUUCCAAAAAGAUAACAUGAUAAGACAUAUGUUUUUGAGCAUUAAAUAAGGGAAUGUAAGAAUUAUGAAGAGAAAUAUUAAUUAUUAAAAAAGAUUUAGUCUUAAAGAGAUUUAUAUUCAUUAUAAUGUGAUUUUACUUUAAAGUUGGGUGUAGCAGUGGCAUUUAAUGGAUGUUCAAAGAUAUAUUUUCCACAUAAUAUGGAUUUUAGAGGUAGAUUAUAUCCAAUACCUCCUCAUUUAAAUCAUAUGGGUCCAGAUAUAGGAAGAGGAUUAUUAGAAUUUUCUGAAGGUAAGAAAUUAGGUAAGAGUGGUUUAAGAUGGUUAAAAAUACAUUUAGCAAAUAAAAUGGGUAAAGAUAAAUUAUCAAUGUCUGAUAGAGAAGCUUAUGUGGAUUAGAAUAUAGAUUAAAUACUAAAAUGUGCAGAAGAUCCUAUAAAACAUUAAGAUUGGGCUUAAUUGGAAGAUGCUUGGUAAAGUUUAGCAGCAAUGUUUGAUUAUGUAGGAGCAAUAAAAUCUAAUAAUGCAGAAGAAUAUAUAUCUCAUUUACAUGUUCAUUAAGAUGGAUCAUGUAAUGGUCUAUAACAUUAUGCAGCAUUAGGAAGAGAUGUUGAAGGUGCUACUUAGGUAAAUCUAGCAAAUACAUCUAAGCCUGGAGAUGUAUAUACACAUGUAGCUGGAAUGGUUGAAAGAAAAGUAGAUAAUGAUGCUUAAGAUACUUCUAGUAAAGAUCAUAUAAUUGCUCUCAAAUUAUGAAA
Molecule: messenger RNA, 850 nt
Organism: Paramecium sonneborni
Lineage: Eukaryota; Ciliophora; Oligohymenophorea; Peniculida; Parameciidae
Source: the annotation of a GenBank genome assembly